This is a messenger RNA of Drosophila pseudoobscura, 10544 nucleotides long. Its product is annotated as peritrophin-48. NCBI's taxonomy places the organism in Eukaryota, Metazoa, Arthropoda, Insecta, Diptera, Drosophilidae. Gene Ontology annotation, cellular component: extracellular region. The transcript has 2 exons. Gene Ontology annotation, molecular function: chitin binding. The record is from RefSeq and is a predicted model, not a curated record. The coding region runs from base 9707 to 10471 and encodes 254 amino acids.
AUAUACAAUAUACAGCCAAAUAAUCCACACUAUAGCGAUGACUAUGAUGAUGAUGAUGAUUAACUUUAUCGUCAUCAUCAUCAGAAGUCCGUCGAGAAGCCAAGCCAAGCCAAGCGAAGCGAAGCGAACGAACGGUAUUUGUAGUAAAAAAGCGGCCAAUAAACCGAACGCGUGCGGUUCAAGGUUUGGCCAAAGCCAAAAACGAAACUAAAACGAAACAACAAAUACAACUAGAAGAGAGCCAUGUAGCAUGCUAGCGAAUGACGAGCAUACAGACGACCGACGACGGACGGCGGACUACGGACGACGAUUGGGGCAGCCAAAUGAAUAACAAUUAAAUCUGAAAAGCAUGAAAUCAUCUGCCGAGACCCGGGGUAUCCAAAACUAGCACAAGCCGAAGCUCCAUCACCAUCACCAUCACCAUCACAAGCUGAAGCUGAAGCUCAAGCUGAAGCUCAAGCUCUGGCAAGCACUAAAAUAUGUAUAUGUAUCCAUGAGAUACAUCGCGGAUGAGGCCGAAGCUCAUUGACCAAAAUGUGGCAUGGAGCCGCUCUGCUACGCUGCCACAUUGCCGCGCUGCCACACUGCCGCGCUGCCAUGCUGCUGGCUUCUGUUACCGUUAAGCCAAGUCAAGCGCCCAUUAACAGUUAAGACGUCGGGCCGCAGCAGUGGGGCCAAUUACCCGAGAGCUCAGGGUAAUUGACUCUGCCACAGAACUCUCUGGGUCGCAGAUGGACAGAGGGGAGCCCGAGAUGCUGCAGGAAGAUAAAAGCCAAGUAGAACCCAAGUGCCGCCAGAAAUCGGCUAAAAUCAGUUUACUCGGGUCUCUGACUUUGAUGUCAGCUCUAAUUCCCAAUCCCCAUUUCCAUUACGAUUCUGGCUCUGGUCCCUCCUCAUAGUCUCUCCUCAUCCCAUCUACUCGUAUUUGUUGCUAUGCAAUCCAUUCCCUCAGAUUUUGGUAGGAAACUCCUACAUUUACCACUGGCAGAAUAUUCUUCCUUAUCGCCAAGAUCAUAAGCCUGUAUAAUAAAGCAAUAGUUACGGAUGAAUACCUUUUCUAGAUUAGACUUUGUUUCUAAAAACUCCUCUGCCGUUUCGGGCUCCCUUAUUAUAGGAUUCCUCCCAUGGAAGCUUUGCGUUUCGCAUGUGAACAUUCCCAUUAGCCUUUCCCAUUCCUGGACCCAGCAACAGUUCAAGUUCUUGUCGUUGUUGUUGUUGGUGUUGCUGUUUUUGUCUAGUUUAUUACAAAAUUGACCCACAUAUUUGCUUCGUAUUUUGCGCCACGAAUGAGUGGCCAUUGUAUGGCCACAGAUACAUUUGUAUCUCACUCUACACAUGAGUGUGUGUGUGUGUGUUUCUUGUUAUUUAUUCAUUAUUAUUUUAUUUUGUGUCGUUUCUCUUGGGUCUUUUUUGUGUGUGUGUGUGUGUGUGCGUGUGCUGUCAUUAGCAAAUAAGUUGGAGAGCUGAUGGGCGGGGUCGCUAUUGUCCGAUGACAUUAAUGAACUUAUAUGGAUGAACGAUUCGGAUUUGAUGUGUCAACAAUUUGGCAAAUAUCUUAUAUACACCACUUACGUACACACACACAUGCAUACAAACAUAAAUAGAUGAUCCCCAGAGAGUUUUAGGGUAUUUCAGCUAUGGAACCGAAGGCGAAACAGAAUCGAGAAUGGAGAACUUUCAAAACCAUUUGUUGUACAUACAAGCGGGGAUUGCGUGUGUGUAUGUGGUGUGUGUGUGUGUGUUUUGUUAGCCCUCAUCGUAAUUGACAGUUUUGUGCCAAGAAUAUACCGCAAACUGUUUUAGUUUUGAUUUGGAAUGGCAGCCGCCACAGAAUGAUACGCCUGGCUGCAUUGGCAGGCCAAGAUACGAUACACAGAUGCACAGAUAUAGAUAUACAAGUACUUGGACAGAAACUGAUACACACUCGGAGAUCCGAAUACAAAGUGGAAGUGCAGCACAGCACCAAAGAAGUGACCUCUAAAUGGAGAGAACACCAAGUGCCAGGCCAGACAUUGAGGGAACUUGCAACCUGGCCACGACACGCCACGCCACGCCACGCAAUGCAACGCCGCGGUACACCACCCCAUCACACACCACCCUCACCUCACAGUCGCAGCCACAAAGUGAGGGAAGGUGCAGGCGAGCAGAACCACCGCAGCAUGGUGAUGAUGUUGAUGAUGAUGAAGAAACCAGGCAGCACGCAAAAUAUCUGCUUAAUAAGUGCACAAAAUGUUGAAUGACUGACGGCUGGAUGUGGCCUGCCACAAAUGGAGACGGCUCGGGCUCGGGCUCCGGCUCCGGCUGGGGCUUCGGGUCUUCCAUUCAAAGCGCUAAACAGAACAGAACCAAACGCUGAAUGGACAGGGGCGUCGACAGUAACUGUUUCGGUGGGAGUGGGUGUGGCAAGGUGUGCUGCGGGGUGCUGAGGGGUGGAGGAGCAUGAGCCAGAGAAGCGUAGCGUAUCUUGCCAGUUACUUGGGGAGUCGCCUCUUUAAUGACGUCUGUUUUUAUUACAAAAUGUAUUAAAAUGUUGCACAGGUGGUUUCUGUCGGUGAGGCAUCGUGUGAGAGGCAGAGUGCGGAUUCUCUCUGAGGUGGAGUUACCACGACGAGGCUCUGUGUGUUGAUGAGCCUAUUAAAUGCUGUUGAUGGCUUUCAGCUGAGACAGAGGCAGCGGCACAGGUAGGGGCAGGGGCAGGGGCAGGGGCAGAGGUUGUGGCAGAAACAGAGGCUGGGGCUGAGGCUGAGGCUGAGACAGUAGUCCGUUGUGUCCGCUUCCACUGGCUGCUGAUGAGACAUGCGAUAGAGAAAGAGAUGAAGAUAGAGGUUUUUGUGGCCGUUGUCUGGCUAAUGACUGACGCUCGACUGUCGACUGUCGACUGCCACUCGGCUGUGCCCCAAAAGCAGACAGACAUGUUUAAAGUGGGUUAAAAGCGUUAAGCGCAGGCGGAUCGGGGUCGCUGGGAAAUGUCUUCUUCGUGCGGCAGUGUCCAAAAAGUUGUUGGUUGAUUUUUUAGAAAAGAUUUUGAAUGGAAGCGGAUGCAAAUAUGUAUCUAUUUGAUGUAUAUGGACUUAAGUGGAAGAAGAUUCAAACUUUGAUUUAAAUGUUCAUGAAAUUCCGCGAAUGUAUGGAACUAGAACAGCUUUCUGCAAAAUCGCAUCUCCUCUUUCUCCAUUAUAAUGCAAAUCUCUUCUUUGUGGCACUCCUGUGACCAUUUAAAGCACUCUGCAGCAUGAGGCACAACCCACAUAGCUGGCUCCUGCACGCGGAAACCUCUUGGUGGCAAAGGAGGUUCUAAGACAGACCCCACCGUGCACUUUAGCUAAUGUGUGUGUGCACCAUUUCAUAUUUAUGCGUAACCUGGCUCUGUCUCUGUCUCAUUAGCAGAUGCCUCAAGUGGCUGGAGGGGCACCAUCAGUAGGAGACACGGGACUGACUCCAUCUUUAACAAUUUUCACUUGCACUUCACUUCCCCCAUCAGCUUCCACCCCUCCACCCUUCUGGAGUUAAUUUUAUUUGCAAAAUAAAGCGAAACAAACUUUAAAUGGAGUCAAAUGCCAAUGCACACACACGGAAAGUACACACACACACACACAAAGAGAGCACGAGCACACACCAAGUGCUGGCCAGAGCCCCAGACGUCUGCCGAACAAAGAUUGCACAUACACAUACCCAUACACACACAAAAGCAACAAAAAAGUUCAAACGCCAGACAAGGAUGCACCAAAGUGCAAAGGCAGCAGCAGCCAGUCGUCGGGGAUGGGAAAGGGGGACCCGCAGAACGAACGGGCGAACGUCCAACGACCGAAGCAUCGUCCAGAGGGCUGUGGGCAAUGGGGGGGGAGACAGAGAGAGGGGCAGACUGGGAAGGCACUCGAGGCAGGCGACGUACAGUGGGGAUUUUUGGGGAAAAGUUAUAACAUCUAUAGAUAUUGAACUACCAGGCUGUUCUGUGAUAACUUUUCGCAGAUAAACAUCGAAGUUCAUUAAGACCUUUAUAGAUCAGCUUCAGAAGAUCCAAAAAUUAUAUCCAUCAUACGCAUUUGGUAGCACUUUUGUGAUUUAUUGACUGUUUUUCGGGUAGAGGACCCACUGUGCGACGACGGGGCGACGCAUCAGCGAGGGAACAGUGCUUGAAAAACGGAAAGCAAAAAGGAUUGAACAACCUGGGUGAUAUGGCGGGAAAAGAAGAGGUAGAGGAGAAGGAGAGUAGAGAGUGGAGCAGAGCCAAACAUAGGGGAGCAGAGGGAGAGAGGAGAUGCAGAGGGAGCCCAGUGGAGAAAGGGAAAACAUAGAGGAGCAAAGGGGAACAGUGCGGUGGGAGGCAAUGCCCAAACAGCAGGAGGCGACGCACGUAAAGACGACGGCGACGGCGACGCAGUCAAGCACACACGCACUACGCCAGCAACACACAAUCGCACACACAUUCGCUGCUGCUGCUGCUGCUGCCGCUGCUGCUGCUGGUGGUGGUGGAAACAAGAACAAGUGCAUUGACACUUUACGGACGGCCAGAGAGCACUGGGUAGAGGGAGGAGAGGCAGACAGACAGAAAGAACAGGGCAAAGGGAGAUGGACUGACGUAAAGCAGAGGGGAAAACGGACAGAGCAGAGACGGACAGACAGACAGACGGACGGACGGCAAGGCGACUGCAAAGGGUGAAGCACCGCCAGCGGUGCAUUUUGAUAGCAGUCCGCAAGCAGAGAGCCCAUAAAGGGAUCGACCUCCAGAGCUCCACACAGCUGAUCCACAAAGAAGAUCGUGCAGGGGAAGGAGCGGCGGACAGAAGAGAGGGCAGAAGCCCAAAAACAGAGUCAGAAAACACACAAACCAACAAAAAAUAAAAAAAAUUUUAUAAGAAAGAAAGAGAAACAGCAACAAAAUUCGCGUUCGUUGCACCGAAUCCAAAAUUCGAAUUGCUAAAUGAGCGCUGGGAGAGGCAAAAAGCGAGAGGAUGAUAAGGAGUGGGAGGGAGGGAUCAGAAGAGCGGGGGGUAGCUGAUUAUGAUAUUGCAAAAUGAGAACAAAAAAACUCACAACUUCAACCCCAGACUCUCGCAUAAUGAUGACGCUGGGAAUCAUCGUAAUGAUGUUUGUUGUUGCUGCUGCUGCUGCCGUUGCGAUGUUGAUGAUAAUGACGAUGACGUUGCCAAACAACGCGCCACAAAAGCAAAAUCAAGAAUGAAAUGCCACAAAAACAGCAACAGCAGCAACAACAACAGCCACAUAAGAGAUCUUUAAAGACAACAAGAAGGGAGGGAAAUUCUUGACAGUCCGAAGCCUUGAUACCCUUUAAGAUCAAUUGUUCUAUGGAAGCCACAGAUAUUGAUUCACUCGAUAUGUUCCGAUCUGUACUCAAAACGUAGUUACACCGAAAUACCUUUAAGACUAAGGGUCUGCUUGGCAUAUAUGGAGCUUGUCAUGGCUAGAGAAAUUAACUUUGAGCAAGGAUAUGUGUAUAUAGUGACGCCACAAACCUAUGUUAACAAUCGUACUACUCACUUUAAGAGUACAAAAACGAAGAACGAGCAUCCUCCUCAACGACAACGACAACGACGUUUAUAGUUCAACGCACUGUCAUGUCAGGGCAGGGUGCUGCUGAUGCUGCUGCUGGCUCCAAUGCUCUUCGACUGCUGCUGCUGCUGUUGCGAUCAGUAGCGUAGCCAUUGGCCAGUGCCCUGGGGUCUGGUGUCUGAAAACUCCUGCAACAGCAGAAGCAGCAGCACCAAGAGAGGAAGAGGAGCAAAGAAAUCACUCACGCGCUUGCAACUCUCUGUCCCUCCCGGUCAAUGAUCGUGCGAAUGUGUGGUGUCUGUGUGUGUGUGUGUGUGAGAGAGACCUCCUCAUAAUGAAGACAACGACUCUUGUUGACUUUCAUUGACAAUAUGGUGACGGAUCUGAUGUUGAUCUUAUUAUGCUGAGCCAGAGAGCAGAGCAGGGCAAAGCAGACAGGAAACGGUCGCUAUCGAUGGUCCACUAAGUGAUCUGAUUAUGUUGAGAUUCGAUGGGGGGGAAUGUGAAUACUGGUAUGAGGAUAACAAGGGAUGAUCAAAUUGACCGUGCUGAUGACUUGCAUCAUCUGUACAUAUUUUCUCGAACGCGUAUCAGUGACGCAAAGCUGUAUCAUCAUCAAAAACCACUGAUCAGUGAUCAAUUCUAUUUAUGAUCACAAGAAACCAAACAUUCUUUCAACUCAAUUACAGUAGAUCCUCCCCCACUACUAUUGUGAUCCGUAUCGCUGGUGUUGUGACCGCUGCACACAGUCGGACAGCUUCUGCUGCUCAAAGAGUAGCACCCACUGCAUGCCGUGCCACUUGGCUCUGGUCGAUCAUUGAUCUUACCUACUUGGCGCUGUUAAUUUGUAUUAUUAAUUCAAUCAAUCACAGGCCCUGCCUGCCCUAACGAUCGAUCACCCAUCCCCAUGCCGUCCAACGAUCCAAUGAUCCAACGAUCGAUUGGACGACUGCCUGCGAGCAUUGAUCUCAUCUCCCGCUUGUAUCUGUAUCUUGUCUCUGUCAUGCCACCGUCGUCUUGUCUCUGCCCCUUCGACAGACUACUGUAUCUACGGGCACUGUACUGUGGUUUGGCAUCCCACAAAUGUGGCGGCGUUCUAGUUUUCCUCUGUCUAUUCGCAUUUUUGUCUUCGCCUUCGUCUUCGGCCUGCCCUGCCUGACGUUUGCCUCUUGGCUAAUUUAAUUGUUUGUUUUUUCAUUAAGGCUCCUACAGCCAGAUAGAUAGAUGGAUAGAUAGAUGGGCGUAUGGAGAGCGAGAGACUGGGAUAGUGGGAUGGUGGGAUGAGGGGUAUUUCUGAAGGCUUUUUUAGUUCAUUGAAACAUUUAUAGCACAAACGCGCGCUCGCCGCUGGGCUGGCAUUUAAUUCGCUAAUUGCUAAUGCGCUCGCUCGCCGCUUAUCAAAUUGGAGCAUCGAAAACCUAUUUUGCUUCUUUUAUUUCGUUAGUUUUUUUCGUAUUUUUUUUGUUUUGGGCGUCUGCCUUUUUUGUUGCUUCUGCUGCGGCUGUGACUGCCGUUGUUUUGCUGUUUAAUUUAGCCGCACAUUUUAGUACAAAUGUUUGAUAAGAUCCCGAACUCGAGUGGCUUGGUUCGGCAUUACUCAUACGCACUGCUGGCCCGGGACCCGUUUUCGCUUCCGGCUGUUGAACGGUUUUCAUGCUCGUAUUUUGAGCUUUUGGCAGAUUUUCAUAUUUAAUUAUCGUUUUUAUCUUUUUACUCUUUUUUGCUGCUGUUGUUGGUGGUAAACUUAUGACGUUUCAUGCAUGCUCAAUUCGCAUUUCAAUUUCGAUUUUGAUUCAGAAAUACUAAAUAAGUAAAUGCGGUUUUUGGAACAGGUUCAAGAUACGUUUAAUGAUCUGGUAAUUUCGCUGAAAUCCAUAUAAAUACUGAUGUUUCUCAGUGGAUUGCUGAUGACGAUAAUCUGCGUUAAUUUGCAGCUUAAUUGAAACGUUUAUUGCCUGUUUUCUACAGAUGUCUGAUGAAUCUCCCUGCCUUGUCGCUGGCAAUUUAUCUAAAUUUCUAUCCAUUAAGCGGGCUUUGCUUUUGACCUGAAACCUCAAGCUGUCUUUGAUCUAACCACUCAAUCAGUAAAGCCACCCACUGUCUGUGACUUGCCCCACAAAAUUCUGCAAAUUUCCACACCACGCUCACCAUAGCGCCAGAAGGCAACUGGAUUUUCCGUUUUUCCGUUUUUCGUUUCUAUCUAAUUAGGUAGUCAAAAUACAAGGGGAGAACGCUUCUCGACUCCCUGUAAUAUAAACUGUGUCACUAAACAGAAAUCUCCGACAGAACAGAGCCAGAGUCGUGGAGGCAGGAGGCAGGAGGCAGUAACGGAGGCAACAGCAAACUCAACUUUGCCCAGAGAAUUGUGUCAAAUAGAUAAAAAAGAAAAACGAUGCCAGCAGCAACAACAACGACAGCGACAGCAACUGCGACGACAACGAUGAUGGUGAUGGUGAUGGUGAUGAUGAUGAUGAUGAUGAUCAUGAUGAUGGUUAUGGGGCAGACAGCCACUCCUUUCAGCAGUUGAGGCAGCAGCAGAGGCAGUUAUAAUUAUAACCUCAAUUCCCGCUUUGCUUUUGGAACUGUGCUGCUGCUGCGUGUUUAAUAAGAGAAAACUGGCCCCGAAAAUUGUAGAGCAUUUGAAUAAUUUUACAAGAAUGCAAUCAAAAAUAAAAAUAAAAAAAAAAUCAAGAAGAAAAGAGGCCUCCACAGAAGUGAAAGACUACGAAAGAGAUUGUCCAAAAAAAGUAGGCGGUGGCUUUUGUUGAUUUAAAUGGCACCCAAAAAGUCAGUCAUGGAAGAAAACAGAUAGGCAGGCGGAGAGACGGACAGACAGACAGACAGAUAGACAGACAGACAAACAGACAGACGAGCGGACACAUAAGCGGAAAGAUAGACAGCUGGACAGCUGGGCAGCGGGACAGAUGAACAGAUGAACAGAGAGACAGCCGGACAGAGAGAGACAACUAUUCAAAUUGAGGUCAUUCAUCUCGCUUCGUUGAGCCCGCUUAAGUGAAUUAUGUAUACGUAGAUACAUUUGAGUCUGGGAGAAGGGGGAAGACUCCACAUAGGAGGGGGCAGCACUGAGUAGUGACGGGGAGGGGCAAGCGUAGAGCAGUGGGCAGAAGGUGGGACAGAAGCUUAGAUGAGCAUGUGAAUGGAUGGGAGGCAAUGUACUCAGAAAAUAGAGAGAAAAUAAAACUAUUUUCUAUUUCUAGCGCUUUUUACCCCUCUUAACACUCCAGCAAUGGAGUGGGGUGGGGUGGCGUGCGGUUGGGUCGCUACUCAUUUACACUUCGGGCUUUGGGCUACGGGCUUUGGGAUUUGGGCUUUUGGGGAAAGCCUUUCUCCCAGCCGCACAGAGAACAUGCUAAUUGCUCGCAAUUAGCCAUAGAAUAGAACUUCCAUCUACAUCUACAUCCAUCUACCUCCAUCGAUCCCCCUCCAGCAAAGCAAAGCAUAGCAAAAUUCUGAUUGAUUGACUCGAGAUCGACGCCCUCUUCUUGAGAUUUGCAUAAAUAUUUGUGCUUAUCUCUAUAUCUCUCACAAUUCUCUGCACAAUUUGAAUUGGGAAUUUGGAUAUUAAUGCCUUCUUCUCUUCUCCUCUUUUGGUUUGGUUUGCGUUGCUUUACUUUGCUUUUGGUUCGUUUUGGAUCCAUUUGAUUUUCUUAUGGGAGUAGGUCAGUACGAAAUUUGCAUACUAUGCGACGAGUGUUUGCCUUUGAUUUCUCACCCGAUUUUUUAUUCAUAUUCUGAUUCUGAUUCUGACUGUUUGCCCUGCCCCAAAUAUGUACGCGAACACGUGCUCCGCUUGCCUCUUUGGUCCGGACUGUGGGUCAUUUGUUGGGGGAUUUCUUUGGACUGCGAUUGGAAUGCUGGUAUGCAGGUAUGCGGCCCCCUCUUAUGGUGUUUAUUUUAUGAACUCGCUUUUCUCUCUCUCUCUCUCUCUCUCUCUCUCUUUAUAUUGUCGUAUAUCUAUCGCUGCAGAAUAUUAUAAAACAAACGUAAACUGAAGUCGAAAGAUUAGGGACAAGGGAAUGUCCGAUACGAGUAUGGCUAGGACCAUUAGAAUUGGGGUCAAUUGCAGUGUCCACAAGUGGCAACAAAGAGGCAAUUACAUAACACCUUAACAUAUAAAAUGUCCUAAGCUCUCCACACAUCCAAUCAGUGCGGAUCCAUCCGCAUUAAAGACAGCAUGAAGUCGGUUCGAGUUAACUUGGGACUCCUGCUCCUGUUCAUUUGCACGGUACAGGGCCAGGCCCAAAAACAGGACUAUCCUCCUUGCGAUUCGGAUUCUUUUUGCAUUUGCAGGGACCAUCAGGUGGGCGAUCUGCUGCCCGACUGCGAUGACUGUUCAGGGUACAUCUACUGCGGCCUGGACGUCAUACAGAAGUUGAAAUGCAGCCAGGGGGAGAUCUUCGACAGCAGGCUCAGUGCCUGUGUGCCUGGAACGUGUCCUCGCAGAGAUUGUACAAAUAGCGUUCUAUUUCCAAUGCACCCAGCAAAGUCCCCUAAAUGCUUCAACAAGGAUGGGGUCAAUUUGGAUAUAUUUUGCAUUUGCAACGACCAUCAGGUGGGCGCUUUGCUGCCCAACUGCGAUGACUGUUCAGGGUACAUCUACUGCGGACUGGACGUCGUACAGAAGAUGAAUUGCAGCAAGGGGGAGAUCUUCGACAGCAGUCUCAGUGCCUGUGUGCCUGGAACGUGUCCUCGCAGAGAUUGUACAAAUACAGGAAAUCCAGGAGACCCAGUUACACCAGCGGGCUGCACCAAUAAGGAGGUGAACUGCAGCUUCCAUGGCCAGAUCCUGCCCCAUGGCCAGCACUGCCGCUUAUUCUGGACCUGCGUGGAGGACUGCCCCAUGCUGGGUUUCUGCGAGCUGGGGAUGUGGUUCGACCGGGAAAAAUUCGUGUGUGAUUACCCAUAUAAUGUCAGGAACUGUCCGAUCAAUCAGGAUUAGCUUGAUCCACUGUAAAUACCAUUUACAAUCCAAUCUAAUCCAGUCAAAUUCAAUAAAUAUGUGUCAUGGCAAA